Molecule: messenger RNA, 756 nt
Organism: Physeter macrocephalus (sperm whale)
Lineage: Eukaryota; Metazoa; Chordata; Mammalia; Artiodactyla; Physeteridae
Gene: SIX6
Product: SIX homeobox 6
Exons: 2
Coding region: 16-756 (246 amino acids)
Biological process (GO): regulation of transcription by RNA polymerase II; eye development
Cellular component (GO): nucleus; transcription regulator complex
Molecular function (GO): RNA polymerase II cis-regulatory region sequence-specific DNA binding; DNA-binding transcription factor activity, RNA polymerase II-specific
Source: RefSeq, a predicted model, not a curated record
GCCAGCACUGCCUCGAUGUUCCAGCUGCCAAUCUUGAAUUUCAGUCCCCAGCAAGUGGCCGGGGUAUGCGAGACUCUAGAGGAGAGCGGCGACGUGGAGCGCCUAGGUCGCUUCCUCUGGUCGCUGCCUGUGGCCCCUGCGGCCUGCGAGGCGCUCAACAAGAAUGAAUCCGUGCUGCGCGCGAGAGCCAUCGUGGCCUUCCACGGUGGCAACUACCGCGAGCUCUACCAUAUCCUGGAAAACCACAAGUUCACCAAGGAGUCGCACGCCAAACUGCAGGCGCUGUGGCUCGAAGCGCAUUACCAGGAGGCUGAGAAGCUGCGAGGACGGCCCUUGGGGCCGGUGGACAAGUACCGCGUGAGGAAGAAGUUCCCGCUGCCGCGCACCAUCUGGGAUGGCGAACAGAAGACACACUGCUUCAAGGAGCGCACGCGGCACCUGCUUCGGGAAUGGUACCUGCAGGACCCAUACCCCAACCCCAGCAAAAAGCGUGAGCUCGCCCAGGCAACCGGACUGACCCCAACGCAGGUGGGCAACUGGUUCAAAAACCGCCGACAAAGGGACCGGGCGGCUGCAGCCAAGAACAGGCUUCAGCAGCAGGUCCUGUCGCAGGGCCCCGGCCGGGCGCUAAGGGCCGAGGAAGAGGGCACGCCCGAGGUGCUGGGCACCGCCGCCAGCCCGGCCGCCAGCCUAUCCAGCAAGGCAGCCACUUCGGCCAUCUCCAUCACGUCCAGCGACAGCGAGUGCGACAUCUGA